AGGUUCUUUACUUAUACGUUGGAAGUGCAGCAGACAAAAGGGAUCUAGAUAAGCUAUAUGUAAGCAUAAAUGUCUUGGUUUAUAGGAGGGACUCUACAAACCAAGAUAUAAAUCCCCAUAAAUCAUGGGAGAAUGUUUCUCCCAACUCCAUAACUUCUUAGACUGGAGGCUCUCAAGCAAUUCAGUAGUGUUGACCACAUCUCAGUACAGAGAGUGACUUGUGAACCAUCUCCUCUCCCAGUUGUGAUUCUGUGGCUCCCCUUCUGAAGUUUUAUUCAUGAUCACAGAAUGUCCUUGUGGCAAAUAAAGAAAUUGUUUCCAUGGAAGAGUAAAAUUGGGAAAGUAUCUAUGUAGUUUUAGCUUCUUGUAAUUAACUUUAUGAGCUGGAAACAAGGAGAGAGCCAUCACCAUGUGACCUGCUGGCUUCCACAGACCACCAGGAAGUGUUCCAUACACCAAGUGGAGCACCUCUGUCAGACAUUUUCUUGUAUUGUUGGCAUAUUGGCAACAUUUUUACCCUACUCUUUUCUAAAAUCAGGACCAAAAAUACUUGCUCAAUGCUGUACAAGGAAAAUAGAAAUAUACUCCCUAUAUUAAAUAGCCUAAGAGCCUUAUUUCCAGAGGUGGCUAAGUCUCUGCAGCUCCCACUGACUUCAAGAGGUGGGUGCUUAACACUUCUAAAAAAUCAGACUCCAGAUGACACUGAAAAGAAUUAUUGGGAAACCAACAGGAGGUGCUGAUUCAGAUUUGAAUUUUUUUAUCACUCUUUUUUUCUGCAAUGUUGGAAUGAAGAAGACAACAGAGUCAGAUGGGAACUAAGUAUGGCUGUGGAGGAGGUGGCUGCGGAGCCUGCACUGUGAUGAUCUCCACUUAUGAACCUGCUUCCAAGAACAUAAGACAUUAUUCUGCCAAUGCCUGUCUAUUACCUAUAUGCUUGUUGCAUGGCGUUGCAGUCACCACUGUGGAAGGCAUAGGAUGCACAAAAACCCGGAUACAUCCAGUUCAGGAAAGGCUGGCCAAGUGCCAUGGCUCUCAAUGUGGCUUUUGCACCCCUGGAAUGGUGAUGUCCAUGUAUGCUUUGCUGAGAAACCACCCUGAACCCUCCAUGGAGCAGAUAACUGCAGCUCUGGCGGGUAACUUGUGCCGCUGCACUGGGUAUAGGCCAAUCUUAGAUGGCUGUAAAACCUUCUGUAAGGAACCAUUUUGUUGUCAAAGUAAAGAAAAUGGGAACUGUUGCUUGGAUCAAGAAGACAAACUCAAAGGAGAGAAGAUUUCCACCAAACUGUUUUCAGCCGAUGAAUUUCAGCCCUUGGACCCCACCCAGGAGUUUAUAUUUCCACCAGAAUUAAUGACAAUGGCUGAAAAUCAGCCAAAAAGAACUCUUGUUUUCCAAGGGGAAAGAACAACAUGGAUUUCACCUGCUAGCCUAAAGGAGCUUCUGGAGCUGAAGGCUAAGUACCCCAAAGCACCUCUCGUGGUGGGGAACACCAGUGUGGGGCCUGAAAUGAAAUUUAAAGGAGUGCAUCAUCCAGUUAUCAUCUCUCCUGCAAGGAUCCUAGAUCUGAAUAUGGUGAGAUACACAGACAAUGGACUAACCCUUGGAGCUGCCUGCAGUCUGGCUGUAGUGAAAGAUGUCCUGACAAACACAGUCUCAGAACUUCCAGGAGACAAGACAAAGAUUUUCCGUGCUCUCUUGCAUCAGUUAAAAACUCUGGGAGGACAGCAGAUCAGAAACAUUUCCUCUUUAGGUGGAAACAUUAUGAGUAGAAAGUCAACAUCUGACUUGAAUCCCAUUCUAGCAGUUGGCAACUGUACCCUCAACCUGGCAUCAAGAGAAGGAACACGGAGGAUUUCUUUGAGUGACAUUUUUGCCAAUGGAGUUGGUAACAAUACCCUUAUGCCAGAAGAAGUCUUAAUCUCUGUUCACAUCCCUCAUUCCAGGAAGGGGGAGUUUGUAUCAGCAUUCCGACAGGCCCAGCGCCGGGAAAAUGCUCUACCUAUUGCUAAUGCUGGGAUGAGGGUACUUUUUGCGGAAGGCACAGACAUAAUUAUGGACUUUGGCAUUUUCUAUGGCGGCAUUGGCUCUACCACCGUCUGUGCAAAACAAACCUGUCAGGCACUCAUAGGGAGGCACUGGAAUGAGCAAAUGCUGGAUGAAGCUUGCAGACUGGUUCUUAAAGAAGUUUCUCUGCCAGGCUCAGCCCCAGGUGGGAAAGUGGAAUAUAGAAGGACUUUGACUGUCAGUUUCCUCUUCAAAUUCUACCUGGAAGUGCUUCAGUCAUUGAACAGAAUGGACCCCCAUCUGUAUCCUGACAUAUCAGAGAAAUAUGGGAAUGUGCUACAAGAUUUCCAACCCCAAAUGCCCCAGAGCGAACAAAUAUACCAGGAAGUAAACCCAGAGCAGCUUCCCAAGGAUCCAGUAGGACGUCCCAUCAUGCACCAGGCUGGUAUAAAACACGCCACUGGUGAAGCUCUUUACUGUGAUGACAUUCGUGCUGUGGAUGAAGAGCUCUUUCUGGCUGUGGUAACCAGUUCCAGAGCCCAUGCAAAGAUUGUAUCGAUUAAUACAUCAGAGGCCCUCAAAGCACCAGGAGUGUUUGAUAUUAUAACAGCUCAGGACGUCCCAGCCACAAACGAGUUCUACUAUUACAGUGAUCCAGAGAUUAUAUUUGCAAAAGAUAAGGUAAUUUGCGUGGGUCAGAUUGUCUGUGGUGUGGUUGCGGAUUCAGAUGUUCAUGCCAAACAAGCAGCUGCAAAAGUGAAGAUAGAGUAUGAAGAUCUGGAGCCGGUGAUCCUGACUGUUGAGGAGGCUAUAAAGCACAAUUCAUUCUUUGAGCCACAAAGAAGACUAGAACAAGGAAAUGUUGAUGAAGCAUUUGAAACUGUAGAUCAAAUACUUGAAGGGGAGAUCCACAUCGGGGGACAGGAACAUUUUUACAUGGAGACUCAGUGUGCGCUUGUUGUGCCAAAAGGAGAGGAUAAAGAAAUGGACAUGUAUGUGUCAACCCAACAUCCAGCACUUAUCCAGGAAAUGGUGGCCUCAUGUUUAGGAGUUCCAGCCAAUAAGAUCAUGUGCCAUGUAAAAAGAAUCGGUGGAGCUUUUGGUGGGAAAGUAGGGAAAGCUGGUCUGUUGGCAUCUGUUGCUGCAGUGGCAGCAAACAAAACUGGUCGUGCAGUUCGUUUUAUCCUGGACCGGGGGGAUGAUAUGUUAAUCACAGGGGGCCGACACCCUCUCAUUGGCAAAUAUAAAGUUGGCUUCAUGAAUGAUGGUAGGAUCGUGGCUGCAGAUGCUAAAUACUAUAUUAAUGGAGGAUGCACUCCUGAUGACUCUAUUCUGGUAACAGAGAUAGUCUUACUAAAAAUGGAUAAUGCUUACAAGAUUCCCAACUUGCGGUGCUGCAGUCGUGCCUGCAAGACGAACUUGCCAUCAAACACAGCAUUCCGAGGAUUUGGUUUCCCCCAGUCAGGACUGAUUACAGAAUCCUGGAUAACAGCUAUUGCAGCCAAAAGUGGUUUAUCACCAGAAAAAGUUAGGGAGAUAAACAUGUACAAAGAAACUGAACAAAUGUGCUACACUCAAGAGCUUGAUCCAGAGAACAUGGUAAAGUGUUGGAAUGAAUGUAUGGAGAAGUCUGAAUACUACAGCAGGAAAACAGCUGUGGAAGAAUUUAACAAGCAAAAUUACUGGAAGAAGAAGGGGAUUGCCAUUAUUCCCAUGAAGUUUCCAUUUGGCUUAUGCACACGUUUUCUAAGUCAGGCUGCUGCUCUGGUUCAUAUAUAUAUGGAUGGUUCUGUGCUUCUAACUCAUGGUGGAAUUGAAAUGGGACAAGGCAUCCACACCAAAAUGAUCCAGAUUGCCAGCCGGGAAUUAAAGAUCCCCAUGUCGAGUAUUCAUUUUUGUGAAACAAGCACAACAACUGUUCCUAAUGCUUGUGCUUCAGUAGGAUCUGCUGGAACGGAUGUCAAUGGAAUGGCAGUAAAGGAUGCUUGCCAGACUCUCUUGAAACGCCUGGAGCCCAUCAUUAGCAAGAACCCGAAAGGUACCUGGAAUGAUUGGGUUAAAGAAGCAUUUGAACAGAGCAUUAAUCUUUCAGCUACAGGGUACUUCAGAGGCUAUGAAGCUAACAUGGACUGGGAGAAAGGGGAAGGCCAUCCAUUUACGUAUUUUAUUUUCGGAGCUGCUUGUUCGGAGGUUGAAAUUGACUGUCUUACAGGAGAUCACAAGAACAUCCGAACAGACAUCGUUAUAGAUAUUGGAUGCAGCAUAAAUCCAGCUGUGGAUAUAGGACAGAUUGAAGGUGCCUUUGUUCAGGGCAUUGGACUUUAUACAAUGGAGGAGUUAAAAUACUCCCCAGAAGGCGUCUUGUACACUCGGGGCCCGGAUCAGUAUAAAAUCCCUGCAAUCUGUGACCUCCCAGAACAGUUCAGUGUUUCCUUGCUGUCAUCCUCACAAAAUCCUUAUGCCAUCUACUCAUCCAAGAUAAUAGAGAGGAAUGCAGACCCUGAAAAAUUGCUGUUGUCUUACCUAAGAAAGGGACUUCGUCUCUCAGGAACGAAAUAUGGUUGUGGAAUAGGUGGCUGUGGAGCCUGCACUGUGAUGAUAUCCACGUAUGAACCAACUUCCAAGAAGAUAAUGCAUUAUCCUGCCAACUCCUGUCUCUUACCCAUAUGCUCACUGCACAGCUCUGCUGUCACUACUGUGGAAGGCAUUGGAAGCACAAAAACAAGAGUUCAUCCAAUUCAGGAAAGGCUGGCCAAGUGCCAUGGCUCUCAAUGUGGCUUCUGCACCCCUGGAAUGGUGAUGUCCAUGUAUGCUUUGCUGAGAAACCACCCUGAGCCCUCCAUGGAGCAGAUAACUGCAGCUCUGGAUGGUAAUUUGUGCCGUUGCACUGGAUACAGACCUAUAAUAGACACCUACAAGUCUUUCAGUGGGGAAACAGCAUGUUGUCAACUGAGAGGAACAGGGCAAUGUUGCCUGGACAAAGAAGAUGUGUGCUCAUCUUCUGACAAGGAAAAUCAGAUGCAUUCUGGUCUCUGCAAUCCUGAAGAAUUCCAGCCUGUAGACCCAACCCAGGAGUUUAUCUUUCCUCCUGAACUAAUGAGAAUGGCUCAGGAACAGCAAAAAAGAACUCUGGUUUUCCGUGGGGAAAGAACAACGUGGAUUUCUCCCACUAACCUCAGGGAACUUCUGGAGCUGAAGGCUAUGUACCCUAAAGCACCUCUCAUUGUAGGGAACACCAGUGUGGGACUUGAGAUGAAACGUGAUGAUGUUCAUCAUCCAGUUUUCAUCCAUCCCACUAGGAUUCCAGAUCUGCAUGUUGUGAGUAAUACAAACAAUGGACUAGUGAUAGGUGCUGCCUGCUCUCUGGCCCAACUCAGAGACAUCCUGAUGAAAGUAGUCCCGGAGCUUCCAGAGGAGAAGACAAAGAUUUUCCGUGCUCUCUUGCAGCAGCUGAAAACCCUAGCUGGAGAACAAAUCAGGAGUUUGGCUUCCUUAGGUGGACAUAUUGUAAGUAGAGGUUCAACUUGGGAUCUGAACCCUGUCCUAGCAGUUGGCAACUCUGUCCUCAGUCUGGCAUCAAAAGAUGGAACACGACAGAUUCCUUUAAAUGAUCAGUUUCUUGCUGGAUAUGAAAAUGCAGAUCUUAAACCAAAAGAAAUCAUAGUCUCUGUUCUCAUCCCAUACUCUAAGAAGGAUGACUUUGUGUCAGCAUUCCGACAGGCUGAGCGCCGGAGAAACGCUGUAUCAGUUGUGAAUUCUGGAAUGAGAGUCCUUUUCAAACCAAACACUGACAUCAUUAUGGACAUGAAUAUUUUAUACGGAGGCACUGGCCCUAUCACAGUCAGUGCAAGGAAAUCCUGCCAGAGGCUCAUAGGGAGGCAAUGGAAUGAGCAGAUGCUGGAUGAAGCUUGCAAACUGGUGCUUGGAGAAAUUUCUCUCUCCCCCUCAGCUCCAGGAGGGAAGGUGGAAUACAGAAGAACUCUGCUUGUCAGCUUCCUUUUCAAGUUCUACCUGGAAGUGUUGUAUGGAUUAAAUAAAAUGUACCCAGCUAAGUAUCCUGACUUAUCCAAGAAGAACUUGAGUGCCCUAGGAGCAUUUCACAGCGAAGUACCCCAGGGUAUGCAAACAUACCAGGAUGUAGAUCCAGCGCAGCCUCCCCAAGAUCCAGUAGGACGUCCCAUCAUGCACCAAUCCGGGGUUAAGCACGCCACUGGUGAAGCUGUUUAUUGCAAUGACAUUCGUGCUGUGGAUGAAGAGCUUUUCCUGGCUGUGGUAACCAGUUCCAGAGCCCACGCAAAGAUUGUAACAAUUGAUGUAUCAGAAGCCCUCAAAGUGCCAGGGGUGGUUGAUGUGGUAACAGCUGAAGAUGUUCCAGGGAAAAAUGGCACUGAUGAUGAGCAAGCAUAUGCAAAAGAUGAGGUGAUCUGCGUGGGUCAGAUUGUCUGUGCUGUGGUUGCAGAGUCAGCUGUUCAGGCAAAGCAAGGGGUUGAAAAAGUGAAGAUAGAGUAUGAAGAUCUGGAGCCAAUACUGACCAUUGAGGAUGCAAUAAAGCACAAUUCAUACUUUGGAAAAGAGAAGAAAAUAGAACAAGGAAAUAUUGAAGAAGGAUUUAAGUCUGCCGAUGAAAUCAUUGAAGGUGAAAUCCACAUUGGAGGGCAAGAACACUUUUACCUGGAAACUAACAGUGUACUUGUUGUUCCAAGAGGAGAGGAUAAUGAAAUGGAUGUGCAUGUGUCCACUCAGGAUGCAGCGCGUGUACAGGAAUUUGUGGCUUUGGCUUUAGAUGUCCAGUCCAGUAAGAUCAUGUGCCACACAAAACGCGUUGGUGGAGCUUUUGGAGGGAAGAUUACAAAGCCUGCAAUUUUUGCUGUAGUUGCAGCAGUGGCAGCAAACAAGACUGGGCGUCCAAUCCGCUUUACCCUGGAGCGAGAUGAGGAUAUGCUAAUCACUGGAGGCCGACACCCUUUCUUUGGAAAAUAUAAAGUAGGAUUUACAAAUGAUGGUAGAAUCACAGCUGCAGAUAUUGAGGCCUACAUUAAUGCUGGAUGUACUCUAGAUGACUCUGAAAUGGUAAUUGAGUAUGUUGUGCUAAAAACGGAUAAUGCUUACAAGAUCCCUAACCUCCGAAUCCGGGGACGUGCCUGCAAGACUAAUUUGCCAUCAAACACAGCGUUCCGAGGAUUUGGCUUUCCACAAUCGGGUUUGUUUACAGAAUCCUGGAUAACGACAGUGGCAACCCAAACUGGCUUGCCACAAGAGAAGAUCAGGGAGAUAAACAUGUACAAAGAAGUUAAUCUAACUCCCUUCAAAGAAGAGCUCGAUGCAACAAACCUGGUGAAAUGCUGGAAAGAAUGUAUGGAGAAGUCUGAAUACUACAGCAGGAAAACAGCUGUGGAAGAAUUUAACAAGCAAAAUUACUGGAAGAAGAAAGGGAUUGCCAUUAUUCCUAUGAAGUUUUCAGUUGGAUUUAAUGCUACACAGUACCAUCAGGCUGCAGCUCUGGUCCAUAUCUAUACAGAUGGGUCUGUGCUGGUGACUCAUGGUGGAAUUGAACUGGGACAAGGAAUUCACACCAAGAUGUUGCAGAUUGCCAGCCGUGAACUGAAGGUACCACUGUCAUAUGUACACUUUUGUGAAACAAGCACGAUAACUGUGCCUAAUGCGAUAGUCACAGCAGGAUCGAUUGGCUCAGACGUCAAUGGAAAAGCAGUCCAGAAUGCUUGUCAGAUUCUUCGGAAACGCCUGGAGCCCAUCAUUAAUAAAAACCCUGAAGGGAAAUGGGAGGACUGGAUUACUGAAGCUUAUGAUCAAAGUGUGAGUCUUUCAGCUACUGGCUACUUCAGAGGCUAUAUGGUAAAUAUGAACUGGGACACUGGGGAAGGCCAGGCUUUCCCAUAUUUUGUUUUCGGAGCUGCUUGUUCUGAAGUGGAGAUUGACUGUCUGACAGGAGAUCACAAGAACAUCAGAACAGACAUUGUCAUGGAUGCUUGUUUCAGCAUAAAUCCAGCUGUAGAUAUAGGACAGAUUGAAGGUGCCUUUGUUCAAGGAGUUGGACUUUAUACAAUGGAAGAAAUAAAGUUCUCCCCAGAAGGAGAGCAGUAUACUCUGGGUCCAGAUACGUAUAAAAUCCCUGCUGUCUGUGACAUACCUGAACAGUUCAGGGUUUACUUGCUGCCAAACUCCCGAAACCCAAUUGCAAUCUACUCCGCCAAGGGAAUAGGCGAGGCAGGGCUGUUCCUGGGAUGUUCUGUGUUCUUUGCUAUCUGGGAUGCAGUGGCUGCUGUGCGGAAGGAAAGAGGAUUAACUGGGACCUUCACCCUGAACAGCCCUCUGACGAUUGAGCGGAUUCGAAUGGCCUGUGCCGAUAACUUUACUGAGAUGAUUCCCAAAGAUAAGCCUGGAACCUAUAAACCUUGGGCCAUUGACAUAGCCUAAUACUGUAUCUUCCAAAGUAUGAAAUAAUUAUGUGACAGUUUCCAUCACUGUUGGUUUAAAGCAUUCCAAAUGUAGUAAUAAAAUAUUUGAUUUAAAACCCA
Messenger RNA from Gopherus flavomarginatus (Mexican gopher tortoise), 8538 nucleotides. RefSeq names its product aldehyde oxidase 1 (gene AOX1). The transcript is spliced from 66 exons. NCBI's taxonomy places the organism in Eukaryota, Metazoa, Chordata, Testudines, Testudinidae. The record is from RefSeq and is a predicted model, not a curated record. Gene Ontology annotation, molecular function: iron ion binding; NAD binding; FAD binding. Bases 809 to 8437 code for a protein of 2542 amino acids.